Molecule: messenger RNA, 897 nt
Organism: Aspergillus campestris IBT 28561
Lineage: Eukaryota; Fungi; Ascomycota; Eurotiomycetes; Eurotiales; Aspergillaceae
Product: spherulation-specific family 4 protein
Exons: 3
Coding region: 1-897 (298 amino acids)
Source: RefSeq, a predicted model, not a curated record
AUGGAGCCGGAAAAACACGUGAGCCGGCGCUGGAGAGAGCGCCGACGGUCUAAAAUCAUUCUGGCUACCCUUGCCUCCAUCGCUCUUCUCGCUGUCAUCAUUCCACCGGCUGUCGUGGUGACCUUACGCAAGAAAAACAGCAUGGGACCUAAAUCCAGCGUCUUCGUACCUCUCUAUGUGUACCCUGCGGCGGAGGCCUGGGCGCCGCUGGAAAAGGUGAUUUCGACUCACCCCGAAGUCAACUUCACCGUGGUGAUUAAUCCCGGCAGCGGCCCAGGUCCCAAUGCCCUGCCAGAUGGCAAUUAUACCCGGGAGGUUCCUAAACUCGCGGCCCACGGCAACGUGCGCCUGCUGGGCUACGUUGCGACCACAUACGCGACCCGCGACGCCUCUUUGGUGCGUAGGGAUAUUGAGACCUACGCAGCUUGGCCGGAAAAAAGCUCCAACCCUGAUCUCGCUGUUCGGGGCAUAUUCUUUGAUGAGACGCCCCAGCAGUACAGCGACAAGGCCUUGGCUUACUUGCAAAAUCUGACGGACUUCGUCAAGGCCACACCGGGGCUUGGUCCAGACAACUUUGUCGUCCAUAACCCAGGAGUGAUCCCCGACUCUCGCUACCUGCCGUCAGCCGACUCGACUGUCGUUUUCGAGGCAUCGUAUGCCACUUUCCAGGAGCGUCACGGCGCUAAGCUAUUUGAAGCCAUCCCGAACAGCCGGCGCGGCCAGCUGUGCGCGGUGAUCCACUCGGUCCCAGACAGCGUGGAAGGGUCCAAGCUGCGAGGGCUAGUGAAGCAAGUCCGACGAGUUGCAGACGAGGUGUUCAUCACGCACCUAUCCACGGACUACUACGCUAGCUUUGGGGACAGAUGGAGUGAGUUUGUGAGCGUGAUGGCGCUAUGA